AUGCCUCGAGCAGUGUCCGCAAAGCUCUCACGGCAGCAUGAGCCAUCCGCCGGCCUCAGGCCAGGCUCGGCACGCUCGUCCGCAUCCUCCUCCAACGGCGUCCACGCAUCCAACCAGAACUCGAGCGCCACCACCAAGAACCCCAUCUUCAACACCGACAAGUUCGGUCAGCAUAUCCUCAAAAAUCCGCUCGUCGCCCAAGGCAUCGUUGACAAAGCCAACCUCAAGCCCACCGACAUGGUCCUCGAAGUCGGUCCAGGUACCGGUAACUUGACAGUCCGCAUCCUUGAGAAGGCCAAGAAGACGACUGUCGUGGAGAUGGAUCCACGCAUGGCUGCCGAGCUCAGCAAGCGUGUCCAAGGAAAACCCGAACAACGCAAGCUGGACAUCAUGAUCGGCGACUUUUGCAAGACCGAGCUCCCUUACUUUGACGUCUGCAUCUCCAACACGCCCUACCAAAUCUCCUCGCCUUUGGUCUUCAAGCUCCUCUCGCACCGUCCACUCUUCCGGUGUGCCAUUCUCAUGUUUCAACGCGAGUUCGCGCUGCGCCUCAUCGCGCGACCGGGCGAUAACCUGUGGUGUCGUCUAUCCGCGAACGUCCAGCUCUACUCGAAGGUGGAUCACAUCAUGAAGGUUUCGCGCAACUCCUUCCGACCUCCACCGCAGGUCGAGUCGAGCGUUGUGCGCAUCACCCCGCUCAACCCGCCCCCCGCCAUCCCAUUCGAGGAGUUCGACGGUCUCACCCGCAUCGUGUUCUCCAGGCGGAACAAGACCGUGCGCGCCAGCUUCUUCGACGCAAGAGGCGUCAUCGACAUGCUGGAGAGCAACUACAAGACGUAUUGCGCCGUCAAGGAGAUCAUGCCCGAGGAGGGCAACUUUGCCGACAUGGUCAAGCAGGUGCUCAUCGACACCGAGUGCGCCGAGGACCGAGCGGCAAAGAUGGACAUUGAUGAUCUGUUGAAGUUGCUUGCCGCUUUCCAUGAGAAGGGCAUUCACUUCUCGUAA
Messenger RNA from Kalmanozyma brasiliensis GHG001, 1005 nucleotides. RefSeq names its product Ribosomal RNA adenine methylase transferase. Bases 1 to 1005 code for a protein of 334 amino acids. Gene Ontology annotation, biological process: rRNA methylation. The transcript is spliced from 2 exons. Gene Ontology annotation, cellular component: mitochondrial matrix. NCBI's taxonomy places the organism in Eukaryota, Fungi, Basidiomycota, Ustilaginomycetes, Ustilaginales. The record is from RefSeq and is a predicted model, not a curated record. Gene Ontology annotation, molecular function: rRNA (adenine-N6,N6-)-dimethyltransferase activity.